Molecule: messenger RNA, 861 nt
Organism: Hydatigera taeniaeformis
Lineage: Eukaryota; Metazoa; Platyhelminthes; Cestoda; Cyclophyllidea; Taeniidae
Source: the annotation of a GenBank genome assembly
AUGACAGCCAGUCUCCUCUCCUGUGGUCUGGCCUCAACUCUUGCGCCAGCGGCGUUGGUUGCAAAGCGGCAACCGGCUUUGGUGCUUCCCUCGGGAAACCAGAUUCCGCAUCGAGUGAUACCUGCUCGUCGCGGCAACGCUGCCCACUCUGCUAACACCUCCACUGCGGCCUCAACUUCUUCCACAACCACGAAUGUUCGUGACCGUCGAGCCUCUGCACCUCAAGGGGAAAGGGAAUCGACAGUGCGCGUACGAUUUGGCUCCACUUUUGGCAUUCACCACGGUUCAUUUCCGCACUGGACUAAAAGCGAGGCAGUGACUUCUCCUCCUUCACCUCCACUGACACAAUCGUUAUCACGGCAACAACAAGCGCCACCUUCCACAGAAUCAAAGCCACUUGCUCUUCCAUCGUCAAAUUAUGCCAAUCAUCUCCUCACCGAUUUGGAGGGUGUUUCGGAAUAUUCAAGAGUCCCCUCCAAUAAACCAAAGGACCAGGUCUCCUUGCCUUCCUCUUCGACUUCUUCCCCUCCUUCUUCCUCGUCUUCUUCCCCCGACUCGGAUGAUGGCACUUCCUCCUCCACCUUCAAAUACCAGAGGCGGAGAAGUCGAGCUGUUCUCUAUCACCUCUCAGGCCGAUUUGACAAAAAGAACAAACACAACAAGCUCAAUUUUAAAAGCGUUGUAAAAGGGGACAGUGUCAGUGAGGUAGGGGCGAAAUUGGCCCUAUGUCUUGUGCAGGUCUACGUAGGUAAACAUCGUAGAUGUAAUUAUGCAAGUUGUUUGUUCCUCUUCGAUACUGUGCAGAAACUGGAGCAACCUAAUCAAUUUAAGCAACAAACUUCAAACCCAUGUUUCAACUGA